UUCAGUUUUCGUCGUUCAUUUGGAAUGAUUUAUUUAGCUAUGAUAAGAUGAGCCGAAGACACGAUUCCGAAAAUGAAGAUGAUCCUGAGCCCUUUCAAAGUUCUGGUGAUGAAUGGAGUAUAGAGAAAGAUGAAAAAGAAGGGGGCCGGAGAAAAUCCGCCCGAAUCAGUCGAAGGCCAAAAAGAGCUGUUGUAGAUGAAAGUGCCAGUGAAGAAAAUGAAAAUUCAAGUGAUAGUGAAGACGAUUCCUUUUCAGAAGAAGAGCCAGUAAAAAAGCGAACAAAUAACAAGAAACCUGCUGGAAAACCCUCUCCCAAAAAGAGAAAGGUGACAAAUGAUAGUGAAUUUUCAGAAGAUACAAAUUCUAAUAUAUCUCAAGAAGACAAUGGAAUUAAGAAAGAAGCUUCCACAGAUUCUGAUUCGUCCAAAAGUUUCUCAAGAUCAGGUCCUCGAAAGUUUAUUCCUAAAACAAUUUAUUCUGAAGAGUUUGCUACUGGUUCAUUUGUAAUCUUAAAGAAAGAUGCCCAGGGUGGUGAUCCCAAGAAACAUCCUUGCAUAUGGAGAAUUGAUGGAAAAGCUCUACUUCAAAAAUACGAAGCUUUUGAUGAAGAUGAUAAAGUUCGGCAUAAAAACACUUCAGUUUACACCGGAUGGUCUCCAUUAGAUAAGGAUUUAUAUGCUCCAAUUACAGUUGAUGUAGUUCGGCACAAUAAUAAUAAUUUAACAGUGGAAGUUCAGUGGGACAAACUUAAUAUCCUGAAUGCCGACAGUGAUUAGAACAUAUAGUGCAGUUUUCAGUUAAAUUUAUACUUUGUUUUUAUAAAAGAUCUUUGAUAUAUUUUCCCUCAUCGAUAAAAUUGUCAGAUAUUUUAGAUAUGGUCAAUCAUAUUAUUUUAUACGGGAUUCAUACUCUUUAAAACUUAAAGGAAGACACAACAUAGAAGGUAUUAAUGUUUGCAAUAAAAUUUUUAUUCCAUUGGGUUGAAAUAAUUAGAAAUAUACAAAAAAAUAUUAUGUUACAUUGGAAGUUUUACGGUAUGAAACCUGUUGUUACUUAAUCUUAGAAUAAUCUCUUUUGAGUGUAAAAGCAUUUCUGUUAUUCUUCUCAUUGCAUAUUAAGUUUGAAAUAUAGCUGUCUAUAGUUAUCUACUCUUCUUUUUAUAAAUUAGUAUUAUUGUUUUGUAAUUUAAAUUCUAAGGAAGUUCUAACUGUAGGAAUAUUUUUUGUCAUUAUGUAUGAACCGUAGUUUAAAGAAAUUUGAAACUUUAAAACACAAUGUUGGGUCUCUAGUGAAAUUUUUAUUAUACACCAGAUAAUUUUUUUCUUUUAAAUAAAGGUCAAUUUUAAUAGAAA
Messenger RNA from Sitophilus oryzae (rice weevil), 1352 nucleotides. Its product is annotated as nucleolin 2-like. The record is from RefSeq and is a predicted model, not a curated record. The transcript is spliced from 6 exons. Bases 48 to 776 code for a protein of 242 amino acids. Lineage: Eukaryota; Metazoa; Arthropoda; Insecta; Coleoptera; Curculionidae.